This is a messenger RNA of Lycium barbarum (goji berry), 2122 nucleotides long. RefSeq names its product transcription factor TCP7-like. Gene Ontology annotation, cellular component: nucleus. The transcript has a single exon. Gene Ontology annotation, molecular function: DNA-binding transcription factor activity; sequence-specific DNA binding. The record is from RefSeq and is a predicted model, not a curated record. Bases 835 to 1641 code for a protein of 268 amino acids. NCBI's taxonomy places the organism in Eukaryota, Viridiplantae, Streptophyta, Magnoliopsida, Solanales, Solanaceae.
UACCCCUUCCCCUUUUCUUCUAUUGUUGCAACUCCCCUCAAUUCUUCUACAUCACCACACCUUCUACUCAAUUUACAAGUACUUCUCAAAUAUUUGUUGGUUUUUCUUUCUUGGGUUUGCUCAAUUCUCAAGUAGUUUUCAAAUAUUUGUUGUUUUUGCAUUCUUGGGGUUUGCUCAAUUCAGCUUUAUUUUCCCAUAAUUCCACAUUAGUCCUCUCCACAACCACUCUCUAUUUGGACUUGAUUUUCAAAUAUUUGUUGUCUUUUUCUUUGUUGGGGUUGCUCAAUUCUGCUCUAUUUGCCCAUAAACACUACAUUAGUCCACUUUCAACUCAAUUCUCAAGUAAUUUCACAUAUUUGUUGUUUUUUCUUUGUUGGGGGUUUUGCUUAAUUCAGCUCUAUUUUCUCAUAAAUCCCCCAUUAGUCCUUCACCAGUCCACUACUCUUUCUACUUAGUUCUCAAGUAUCUCUCAAAUAUUUGCUACUUUUUCAUACUUGGGGUUACUCAAUUCAACUCUAUUUGCCCAUAUUCUAUUUGUAUUUGGUUUUCAAGUAAUUUCUCCAAUUUUCUUGCUACAUAAAAAGAGUUUUUUCCCCUUUCUUGAUUUGUCAAGUAAUACUCAUAUUUAUUACUCUAUUUGUAUUUUACUCAACAAAAUUCUAUCUGCUUACUCCAACACUCAUCAACCAUCAGUCUUUUUUAGAACUUGAAAUUCCUCAUAUUUGUUGCUUGUCCAUUGUUGAACUGCACCUUUGUUCACUUGAACUAUACACCUGCAAUUUCUCAUAUUUGUUCCAUCUUCAUUGGUAUUCUUGAACUUGUUACUAUACUUCUAUGUCGACUUCAGCUGAAGGUAACGGAGCUAUAAUUGAUCCACAAAGACAACAACAACAACAACAACAACCUUCUGGUGGAGGUGGAGGAUCCAUUAAUGGUGCUUUAACAGUGAAAAAACCGCCAGUUAAAGACCGUCAUAGCAAAGUUGACGGUAGAGGAAGACGUAUAAGGAUGCCAAUUGUAUGUGCUGCUAGAGUUUUCCAGCUCACCCGUGAACUCGGUCACAAGUCUGAUGGACAAACGAUUGAAUGGCUGCUUCGUCAAGCUGAACCUUCAAUUAUAGCAGCUACUGGUACUGGUACAAUACCAGCUAGUUUCUCAACUGUAUCUGUUUCAGUACGGAACGGGUCUUCUUCAAUUAAUUCAUCAAUAACAGCUCCGCUUGAUCAGAAGCAUCAUCAAUCACAGUUGAUUUCUCCAGGGGCGCCGUUUAUACUGGGGAAACGCCUCAGGGCGGACGAGGAAAGCCUGGAAAACGGAAACAAGGACGAUAAUGUGGGUCCCACAGCUAACGUAGCUGUGGGACCCACGACAGGGUUCUGGGCCGUGCCGGCUAGGCCGGAUUUCGGCCAAAUUUGGAGCUUCGCCGCCGCCGCGGCGGCACCACCAGAAAUGAUGGUGCCAACAUCAGCGGCGGCGUUAAGCUCGCAGAGUUCGAGGUUUUUUCAGCAGCAAAUGGGAGAGGCUUCAGCUGCUAGGGUUGGGAAUUAUUUACCAAUGACUCAAGGGCAUCUCAAUUUACUAGCUUCCCUAUCAGGUCCGCCGCAGCCUUCUUCGGGGAGAAGAGAGGACGACGGGCGUUGAAGGAUAUGAAUAUUUAUUAUUAUUGUUGUUGUUGUCGUUGUCGUUGUUGUUGUUAAUAUAUCGUAUAAAUGUGUCUUACUUAAUGUUCUUGUUUGUGUUAGAUGAGAAAUUGUUGUUAAAAUUUGGAAGUUUAGGUUCUAGUGAGUGAUAAUUUGAUGAAUUAUUGCUAGGAUUAGGUUGUUUGCUUUUAUCUCAUUUGUAGCUGUGGGAAGAUAAACAAGAAACACAAGUAUAAUCAGGGGAAUUGCUGCUUGUGAUGAAUUUGGUGGGGUUUUUUUUGCUAUUGAUGCAGAAGACCUUGACAUAAUAAGCUGUUUGAUCACUUUGUAACAAGAGAUAAUAGGGGAUCAGUGUGGACUAUGAAAACCUGUGGUUCCACAUGAAUGUAUUGUAAGGAAACCAUGGAGGUUUCCAUUGAAUUUAAUUCUGUAAUUUGUUGAGAAACUAUAUCAGUUGUGAGCUAAACUUUCCUACUCAAAAA